AUGACUUCAACCACCACCAUCCAAGCCCAAAGCGGCACAAUCAGCAUCGCCCCCAAACCCACCCACGGCCAUGAACUCAAAGACAAGACCCCCCUCCAAGCAAUGUCCCACGGCGACGUCGUCCUCAGCGGCAUCCCCUUACACCCCGACUUCUCCUCCCAACGCCAAUGGCAACUCGAGCACAUGGCCGCUGCCUUUCGCCACUGGCAUCGCGAAGGCUACGUCGAAGGCAUGAGCGGUCACAUUUCCGUGCGCGAUCCAGAAUUCACCGACGCUUUCUGGACGAACCCCCUCGGAAGACACUUUGGUCUGUUAAAGGUUAGCGAUAUGAUCCUCGUUAACCUUGACGGAGAGGUCAUUGGGGGGGAUCGCUCGAGACCACCUAACACGGCGGGGUUUUUGAUCCAUGCUUCUAUUCAUAAAGCGAGGAGUGACGUUCACGCUAUUUGUCACUGUCACAGCAUUCACGGAAAAGCUUGGUCUGUGUUCGGCAAACGCCUCGAAAUGCUUACGCAAGACGCGUGUAAAUUUCGAGGCGACGCGCAUAGCGUUUACGACAGUCACGGCGGCGUCGUACUAGGCAGUGAAGAAGGAGACCGCAUCGCAGCCGCAAUGGGGCCCGAGGGAAAAGGCUGUAUCUUGCGGAACCACGGUAUUCUCACGGUCGGACAAACUGUGGAUGAGGCAGCGUGGCUGUAUACGUCCAUGGAGAACAGUUGUCGCGUUCAACUUCUCGCCGAAGCUGCUACGGCGAAUGGCAUGCCCAAGGUUCUGAUCGAAGAUGAGGAGGCCAACUUUAACUUUGAUGUUGAGAGCGAUCCUGAGAUUUGUUACUGUGAGUUUCAGGUUUAUUAUGAUCUGGAGGAUGAGAUGUCCAAUGGGGCUUUUAAGAAGUAA
This is a messenger RNA of Fusarium redolens, 897 nucleotides long. Its product is annotated as class II aldolase/adducin N-terminal. The transcript has a single exon. The record is from RefSeq and is a predicted model, not a curated record. Gene Ontology annotation, molecular function: actin filament binding. Bases 1 to 897 code for a protein of 298 amino acids. Lineage: Eukaryota; Fungi; Ascomycota; Sordariomycetes; Hypocreales; Nectriaceae. Gene Ontology annotation, cellular component: cytoskeleton.